Colletotrichum gloeosporioides is the source of this 2184-nucleotide messenger RNA. RefSeq names its product putative methyltransferase tdiE. Bases 1 to 2184 code for a protein of 727 amino acids. The record is from RefSeq and is a predicted model, not a curated record. Lineage: Eukaryota; Fungi; Ascomycota; Sordariomycetes; Glomerellales; Glomerellaceae. The transcript has 13 exons. Gene Ontology annotation, molecular function: methyltransferase activity.
AUGUCGGCCGUAGGACCCACCAACGCCGCGCCUGCGGUGGACCGCGAGGAGGAGACUGUUCCGGCCGCAACACCGACCAACGCUGCCGCAACGCCAGGCCGAGAGGACGACGCGGUCCCGGCCGCAACACCGACCAACGCUGCCGCGACGCCUGGUCGCGAGGAAGAAGCGGCGCCUGUCGCAACACCCGCCAACGCUGCUGCAACCGAGGAAGAAGCGGUUUCUGUCGCAACACCCGCCACCGUUGCUGCGACGCCUGGUCGUGAGGAAGAAGCUUCUCCGGUCGCAACACCCACCAACGCCGCGCCUGCGCUGGAUCAUGAAGAACAAAUUGUCCCCGAUGAAAAUCCCUUCGAUGACACUGCAUCCGAAAGAGGAGAAAGUACGAGCGAGUCCACCCAAAGUGUUACAGCCUCAAUCUUCAACUACCGUCAAGAAAACGGGAGAACCUACCACGCCUACAAAGACGGCAAAUACACCCUGCCUAACGAUGAGAGGGAAAUCGACCGACUGGAUUUACAACACAAUCUUUUCCUCAUCACGUUCGAUGACCGACUUGGAAACGCGCCGCCCAACGAUCCGGGUGCUAAGGUGGGACGCGUGCUCGACGUAGGCACCGGCACCGGCAUCUGGGCAUGUGAGUUUGGCGACGAGCACCCGGAGGCGGAAGUGCUCGGUUUUGAUCUCUCCGCUACAUUCCCAUCAUUUACUCCACCCAACGUUAAAUUUGAGGUGGAUGACUUGGAGGAACCCUGGAUCUAUUCACGGAAGUUCGACUACAUUCACAGCAGAAUGAUGAACGGCUGUAUCGCAGACUGGGAUGCCUACGCGAGAAAGUGUUUUGACAAUCUCAACCCCGGCGGAUGGCUCGAAAUCAACGAGAUCUCUUUGAUGCCGAAAAGCGAUGACGGCACUCUCAAGGACGACGCCAUGAUCUUCAAAAUGGCCAAGCUGGUGAGAGAGGCAACUAUCCAAUUUGGCCGCGUCGCCACCGACAUGGAGGACAUUAAGGAGGUCCUGAUCCGAGCGGGCUAUGUUGAUGUUAGAGUCCUGAAGUUUAAGUGGCCCACGAAUAUGUGGCCCAAGGAUGCGAGAUACAAGGAGAUUGCCAAGUGGUCUCAGGAAAAUAUCUUGGCAGGCUGGGAGCCGUUAUGCCUGGCGACAAUCACCAGAGCCCACGGCUGGACGAAGGAGGAGGUACUGGUUGGGACCAUGCACUGCCGCAAUGAGUUCAACGACAGGAGCAUUCACGCGUAUUAUCCCGUCGUCUCGUCGUCAAAUGUGAGUCUUGCCGCGGAUGUCAUGGACUAUCGAAUGGAGAAUGGAAGGACAUACCAUGGGUAUAAAGAAGGCAAAUACAACCUGCCUAACGAUGAGACGGAGAACGACAGGCUUGAGCUCCAGCAUAACCUGUUCUUGCUCACUUUUAACGACCAACUGGGCAACGCUCCCCCAAAUAACAAGGAUGCCAAAGUUGGGCGAGUCUUGGAUAUCGGAACAGGAACAGGUCUCUGGGCUGUCGAUUUCGGCGACGAACAUCCGGAGGCUGAAGUCCUUGGCGUUGACCUUUCAGCCACAUUCAUUAACCCACCGCCUAACGUCAGCUUUGAGGUUGAUGAUAUUGAAGAGCCUUGGACGUACUUUCUAAAGUUCGACUACAUCCACAGCAGAAUGAUGAAUGGCUGUAUUAAUGACUGGGAGGAAUACGCUGCGAAGUGCUUCGACAACCUCAGCCCCGGUGGAUGGGUUGAGUUCAUCGAAACUCCUCUCAAGCCCCAGAGCGACGAUGGUACGCUCCCGGAAGAUGCACAGAUUCUGGUGAUUGCAGAUCUCAUUCAGGAGGCUUCAGAAAAGGCCGGACGACCCACUAUGAAACCGGACAAGUUUCAAAGCAUAUUGAGUAGGGCUGGGUUUGUCGAUAUCAAAGUGCUAAAAUACAAGUGGCCCACAAAUGCGUGGCCGAGGACGAGGAGAUUCAAGGAAAUUGGCACAUGGAGCCACGAGAAUAUUGUAUCUGGUUGGGAUGGCCUCUGCUUGACAAUAUUGACGAGGGCAUAUGGGUGGACAAAAGAAGAGGUAGAUGUCUCCAACGAGUUGUGCCGAAGAGAGUUCAUGGAUAAGACCAUUCAUGCAUACUGGCCACUGUACUCGGUGUAUGGUCGGAAGCCUUUGGAUGCGGAGUAG